Molecule: messenger RNA, 4450 nt
Organism: Cajanus cajan (pigeon pea)
Lineage: Eukaryota; Viridiplantae; Streptophyta; Magnoliopsida; Fabales; Fabaceae
Source: RefSeq, a predicted model, not a curated record
CUCAGUGAUUGAUUCCGUGUUGAUCGGGGACCGGUUCUUGGACGCUCUUGAGCGUGUUUUGAUUUGUUUUAGAUAUUAAGGUCACUGUACUGUUUAUGGUGUGUCCACUUCAGCUUUUGCUUUGCGUUUCUUUUUUUUUUUUUUUCUGCGUCUCGCUUUAUUGCUGCCAUUUCACGCUUUUUUAUUUUAAUUUUUUUUUCUCUCUCGUUUUCUUUGCUCGUUAAUUCGAGCUGCGUUAAUUUUCUUCCAUCUCUUGAUAAGAGGUGGAUUUAUGUAGGUCGGUGAACCCUAGAAUUUAGGCUUCGUGGAUUCUUGCGCUUCGUUUCCUUGUCUGCUGGUUGCUUGUACUGUGAGGAUAUGCAUGCAUAGCUGUGGAAGAUCAUUUGCAAGGUGGUUUUAAUACUGUCACUGAGUUCAUGGGAUCGUACAUUCACAUUGACUCGAUCUCUAUAGAUCUUGCCGAUUCUAUUGGCAAGAGAGAUGCAGGCAAAUGUGAACAUUUCUCAAUACGUGGAUACGUGUCUGAAAUUCGCAAAAAAGACUGGAAAAUUUGUUGGCCAUUUCCAGUACACGAGUCUGACAAACAAUCAUCCCUUCUGCCAUUAGAUGUUCCAAAAUAUAGUUGUCAACGUUGUCACAAGUCUCCACAAGAAACUGCUGCCAAGGACAUCCAGAAAGACGACCAAACAGACUUUGGAUGUUACAGUACUGGAUGCAGAUCUGGUAGCAAUGCAGCUCCCAAGUCUGAUGUUCUGCAAGAUGCAAUGCUUGACAAUCUUGAGAGAAGAGAAAUUGAUCUUAAUACUACUCUGAGCUGUGUCAAUGAUUACUUACCAACUAGUAAUGAGAAGAAAGCUGGAGUUGUACCUAGCAGAAUAAUUGACCUUGAGAUUGGCUUGGAGGAUAAUCUCAAUCACCUAGUAGCUAGUGUUCCAUCACCUAAAAUUUAUCCAGACCUUGCACCGGAAGUGCACACUACUAAAAGAGGCUGUGAAAGUAAUGAGGUUUCUUAUCCUGACCAUGCUAGCAAUCUGAAAUGCAUGGAGAAGAGUUCUGCUGAGAUGUGUAAUGGAGGAACACCAGCAGAUAACCAAUGCCAGAAAGAUUUCAUAAAAGCUUGCACAGUUUUGGGUAAAGGAACAACAGUAAUGGAGGUCGGAAAUACAUAUGAUCAGACAAUUGGACCUCCUCUUGAAUCAGUUGCUUGUAAUCAUGCUGUACCUGCAGGAAGUAUGGACAAUACAACUGAAAAUGAUUCUCAGGAUCAUCAUUCAGAAAAGUCCACUGGUUUGUCUCGUAGGAGACCUCGGAAGGUGCGCUUGAUGGCUGAUUUAUUAAGUGACAAUGGUGAAUCAAAGACUGAGCAAAGCUCUAUACAAGAAUCUGUAUCCCAUGGUACUUCCAAUGCCUCUGCAGCUCCACAGGCACACCCAACUUUGCCAGGAAAUUUUGAUAUUCAAGGAGGUUUGACUUUGACAAGCACAGGUCCAAGUAGAAAAAGGAAGUUUCCUCUGGAUGAGGUACGGAGAACUGCAAGCAUGUGUUUUCAGGGAGCCGAAAAUGAAGUUCAGAACUCAGAGGGAGAUGCAAAAAAAACAGAUACUGUUUUGGAUACUAGAUCCCAUUCCAAAGAUGUACCUGCUGGAUCAGGUUUACAAGAUGCCACAAAGGGCCACUGGAGUAAAUCCGAAACUGAUAGAAGUCAUAUCAUGAUGGGUAAGAAGAAGAACAAAAAGAUUCAUGUAGAUAAUUGCUCGAUUCCUGUGCAACCAAAAGGACAACAAAGAGAAAAUGAAGACACCACGGAUACUACAGACAAGGCAUAUGCAUCUAAAACAUAUUCUUCUAGAUUAACUCCUCGUGCAUUUGAAGGGAAAGGGAUGGAUAAUUUUCCCCACCACACCCUAAGAAUAGAAAAUGAGUUCAAUUUGUCCAAAGGAAAGGGGAAAAUGCUGCAAACUGAGGCAGAGAUGGAUUCUUUAUUAUGGCAGAAAAAUAACACGGUUCUACAAGAUUCCUGUGCAUAUUCAGGGGAAAAAGCUAGGUCUAGUAUGCCGAUAACAAAUCCAAUUCCUUCAGUCCAAGGGGUGCUAAAUGGAAAAGGACCAGAAAAAGGACUGCAUCUUUCUAUAAACAAUUUAUUGGUGGAAGCUCAUGUUUACAACAACAAAAAAUGUAUCCAUCAAAUUGAAAAUCACCUACCUUUUAAAAUGCCUUUUCAAGAUGGAACAUCAAAAGUACCGCAGCUUAAUUGGAAAGACAGUGAUACCAAUGUUUUUGGAGGGCAAAACAUUCCUUCCAAACACCCAACAAAUGCUCUUUCUGGAAAAGGAGUUCAUUGUGAAGAAAUUCAUGGUGCAAGAAACACACAAAAAACUAUUGAAGCUGUGGACCAACUAGGUUUUAUGAAAAGAUACAGUGAACAAACAGUGGAGGUGUCUGAGCAGGGAACACUGGACGAUAUUCCCAUGGAAAUUGUGGAACUCUUGGCAAAGAAUCAAUAUGAGAGGUGUCUUCCUGAUGUAGAAAAUAGAAGCGCCACAUUAGAAAAGUCCACUCUUGGAAGGAAAGCACCGAUGACAGGUGGCUCUACUGUACACGGAAAAGGGGAGAUGAGCUUGUUAAAAGAGGACCAAAAGGAGAAACCUCAGGGAAGACCCAAGAAAAACAACACGGUCUCAAGAGGAGAGAAUGUGAAGCUUAGCAAAAGAAAACCAGUUCAUUACUUUUCUCCAUUAAAUGGAAACAAUUUGGGCAUGAAUAAUCUAUGUCCACCUCAAUCCCCCUUUGGGUUUGAAGUUUCCCAGUCCCAAAAGAAGCCAUCAAGUGGAUUCCAGUUUUCACCUGUGGGUUCUAGUCAUCUUGGUAGUGCUCGAAAUUGCAGGUUGAACGGGAGUUUUGAAGAGCGUGGAUCCCCUAAUGCUACUUUUCAAGCCCCAGGAGGAUGUAGCUUACACAAGAAUAUCUUACAUCAGGAUGAUGAAGCUUCUCGCAUCUGGGCAUCCUUGACCACAAAUCAUGUUUCCCUAGGAUAUGAUUUACCCAAAAAGGCUGUUUCUUCUCAGCUUCCAAUUAGUAACAUAGACAUAGCAUCACUCCAAUCUGGUGCAUUUCAUAAGCAAAACAUGAAGAGGGAUAUUGAUCUUAACUACAUGAAUCUGAAUGCUGCUGGACUAGAAAAGCUUAGUAGGAAUACAGGUCCAGAAACCUUCAGCAGGAUGAAUGGAGAAUAUUCAUUUCCUUGCAAACAUAGCGGAAUGGAGCCUCAUCAAAAUUUGAGGGGAUCUCUUGAUUUGUAUUCUAAUGAGACAAUACCAGCCAUGCAUUUACUCAGCCUUAUGGAUGCAGGUAUGCAGUCGUCCCGUACAUCCUAUGAUGUGGGUGUCAGUGCUCAAAUGCUUAAAAGACCCUCCUAUCCAGGUGAUUGCAACACUAAGUUGGAGAUUGGUACGUCUAAGCCCCCUGGUACCAUGAAAAGGAUAUCAUCUGAUUAUUAUAGCAGAAAUUUCUUAUCAGAUAAACCGCAUGGCUGUUUUGUUGGCUCUCCAACCUUUGGUGCAUCCUCAUCAACUCCGCACGAUAAGAAAGUUAUAGCUACUGGUUUCAAUGGUCAGAAUCCAACGAAGACUGGAAAGAAAGAAAAAAUAAAGAGCUCCAACUCUACCCUGCAGAAUAGUGUCAGUAAGCAAAUUAGUUGGCCACAUAUUGAAACAGAAACAUCACUGCAGCGCAGAUUGCAAGCAUCAGUGCCAUAUAAAAUCAUCUCUGGAAACUCAUGUAUGGUGAACAGGAAUCCAGCUGAUCUCACCAUACCAGAAACAGGGAAUAUCUAUAUGAUCAGAGGAGAAGAUCUGAAAUUCGAGAAGAGUAUUCCCAAAAACAGGCCACGCGUCCCCAUUUCAUUUGGAUACAAGCAGCAGAGGAAUUUUAAGGGAACUAAAAUGAAAGAACAUUCAAAACAUUGAAACCCUUCAUUGUUCCAUAAUCUGGUGAAGUAUUUUCAUGCAACCUGAGAAUGCAAAAUGACAUUCAUUCUCAGCGUAGAAGCAGACUUUUGACUUGGAAACUGAAACUCGUUGACUCGGGGAGGGAUUGAUCGGAUGCCCUUUCGAAAGCUGAGUGAUACAUAAGUCAGACACAGAAGGCCAUUGUGCACGUAUUUAAUGAACUUGUUGUAAUUAGUAUUAAUGUGAGCAAAAAAAUGUUUUCGUCUAUCAUGUUGGUGUCGUUAAAUUUAUGGGGAAGCAUCGGGAUAGCUCCUUAAAAGUAUUAGUUUGGUGUCAUAAAAGUUUACGGGGAAGUCUCAAAAUAGCCCCGUAUAGACUUAAAAUACCGUGGUUACAAUUCAUACAAGUGCCAAAACCAAGGUGAAAGAUAUAGUUUGUUGCUAAGAUGUGAGUUCCUUUCUACAGAACAUAUAAUUUAGAUAUUGACAUUUUAUAUUCCAUUA